UAGUUGUCGCCUAGUUGUCACGCAGAUGGCGGGACUGCGCGUUUGACCGCGGGAAACAGGUGUUUCUUCGCACGUCGACUCGACUCGAUCGGUACCUGCUCCGCAGUGCCUGAGUGCUGGUACGGUACGGUAUUUGCGGCGAUUGAGCGUGUUUACCCCAUAUAUUGGCCCGCAAUGUCGUCUGGAGUAGGGGGCUGGUGUAAUUGGAUUGGGUAUAUAUAAGAGACUCGUACUCCGGACCUCCUCCAAGCCUAUAACCAAUCCACACCCGCUCUACACGCUCGUUUUGCACGGUCUCUACGCCUGUAGUUAAUCAUGGUAUCCACACUACUAGUCUUUGCGGUAAUGUUCGUCUCCGCGACGAUUGCGAGCCCAACGGCAGCGGCGAAGCCGGAGAUUGUUUGGGACGGCCGCAUUCCGAAGACCUUCGAUGUCAAGAGCUUUGACGAUCCGGCGCUCUCGCCGUUCAAUGUCGACUGGAACCAUGGGAAGAAUCAGACGUGGUCCGAGAUCAUCAAGUUUCCCCGGGUUCCGCAGGCACUUAUACGUCGGCUGACACCCGCCCUCCAGCUCGACCGCAAGUCCGCCAAACCCUGGGCUGUAAUACUGACCGACUCGUCGAUCUUCAUCCCAGGCGACGAGUCGACACGACAAGGCGGCUUCCGGCGGUCAGAGGUAAUGCCUAGCAUCAACAACGGCAGCGACGCGACGGUGCAGGGGACGACGACACUGCACUUCUCAGUGAUGAAGGACGCCUCGCGGCCACUGAACGGGACGCAUAUGUACCACGUGACCUUCCUCGAAACCGCCGACUACGCCUCGCACAUCUGGACGCUGAACACGGGGACGGCGUACGGCACCGACGCGGCAGGGCGCGAUGCAAAAGCGCUGCGUCUUGAGUCGGGAACUACCGGUGGUGUGCCUGCGCAGCUGCUGUUCCAGACCGAGUUCCGCGCUGGCGUGUGGCACAAUUUUGCUGUGCAGGUGGAUUUCGAGGAAAAUGCGCUGGCCGCGUGGUACUCUGCGGGAAAUAACCCGCUGAAACAGGUCGUCAAGAGGCGCGAGAAUGAUGCUACCGGGAAGGGACAAUAUCACAUCGGCCUCAUCAAGCAUCCCACUGGAGACACCUCGAACGUGGUCAAGCAGGGAUACCAGCCGUCUGGGAUCAAUGAGGGCAUCAUCUUUGGUGGCGUGUUUAUGGAGGGGGGAAAUAAGGUCACUACGAAGUAG
Messenger RNA from Tricharina praecox, 1230 nucleotides. RefSeq lists its product as uncharacterized. The transcript is spliced from 6 exons. The record is from RefSeq and is a predicted model, not a curated record. The coding region runs from base 316 to 1230 and encodes 304 amino acids. Lineage: Eukaryota; Fungi; Ascomycota; Pezizomycetes; Pezizales; Pyronemataceae.